Messenger RNA from Aureobasidium uvarum, 2541 nucleotides. The record is from the annotation of a GenBank genome assembly. Lineage: Eukaryota; Fungi; Ascomycota; Dothideomycetes; Dothideales; Saccotheciaceae.
AUGACAUCUGAAGAAGCACCCGAGUAUACGAGCGAGCUCAACAUCCUGAGCCCAGUGUCUCCCAAGCCUGUCCACUACCCAGUGCCCUCUAACAUUCCCGUCCUUGAGAACCAAAUCGACCCCGUCUUUAAUCAGACCGGGACACACAUGGUUGAAGCCCUUCCUCAACAGCUCCCGCCUCCCAUGUAUCUCGACCAGCAAGCUGGCGCGUACACCCAAAACCCCUAUCAGCAGCAGCAGCAGCAGCAGCAACAACAGCAACAGGCACACGCUCAACAUGAACAAUCCCAUUCUAACCAUCCUGAAGCCUACAUGACUCAACAGGCAGGUCAAGUAGGACCGGGUCCAAGCCAACAUCCUUCUCAGGCGCAGCAUCAGGGCCAUCAAGCUUAUCAUCAGGCACAAGAGCAAGCAUCGAUUGGGAUGAAUAGUCAGACCAAUCAAGUUCCUCCUGUCGUUCAUUAUGACGAGAAGUACUCCUACCAGCCUGCUGCCUCUGGCGCCGUGGCCUCGCAUGACGCCUCCGCCUCUGCCUCUGCCAGUGCAUCUGUUCCAUCUGACCUCCCUUAUCCUUCUACUGCUGCCCAUCAUCUCCCUGCCUUGCCAAACCAGUCCAACAACGAAGCCUCAUUCCAGAGCAAUUCCUUCCAGCCUCAGGGCCAAGCCAACUCGUCGUCUGCCAACAUCGGCGCUUCCGAGCACCCUCCAGGUGUCGAAGCCAAUAGUCUGCAGAGUCUGCUCAACAACUUGUCACAUCCCAGCCAUAGUCAGGCCCACUCCACUUCUCCCUCUUCCCAGGCUGCGCAAACCCCUUCCAGUGCUGCGAACCAAGCACACGCUCCUCAACAUGAGCAAGCAUACUCGACCUAUACAACCACCUCUCAAGCUCAGCAACCGCAGCAGCAGCAACAGUCAAACGGAGCGCAUACCAACAGCAAUGUAAGAGUAGGAGCCAAUGGUUUGCCACCUCCGCCUGUGGCCUCGUUCCAGCAAGGCAUCAAGCUCGAGAGCCAGCGCGAGAGAAAGCAAGCAGCAGGAGAAGUUUUGGACGAGGACGACCAGCCAUGGACACCCGAAACACAGCACCGCUACGACAACUUCCUAACCGAGGAGAGAAAGUAUGUGACCGAGGGCAAUUGGGAACAGUUUCCUUAUGGAUCGAGGCUGUUUGUGGGUAACCUUUCCAGCGAGCGCGUGACAAAGCGCGACAUCUUCCAUGUCUUCCACAAGUAUGGCGAUCUGGCUCAAAUCUCCAUCAAGCAGGCAUAUGGCUUUGUCAGCAAGCCCCAAAAGAACCGCAAUCCCGAUCCUCGCGCCCCUCGUCGUUCGCGUUCGCCCGACACUGGCCGAGCUGGCAGUUCAUCGGUGAUCCCGGAUCGCUACUUGCCAGGCGACAGAAGAGCAGAAAGAGACAGAGAUAGGGACAGGAACAGAGACAGAAGGUCCCGCGAGUACCGUCCUGGAAGAUCUCCUUCGCCGCGCUCUCCCCGGUCUCCCAGAUCGUACCGCGGUCGCGAUCGAAGCAGGGAUAGAUACGACGCUCGGUACAGGAGCAGAUCAAGAACACCGCCCUAUGGCAGUCGUGGAGGUCGCUUCCGCAGCCCUAGUCCUCCAAGACUCUCAAGGCGCAACAGCGACGACGAUCUGCCACUGCCGCGAAGGGCUCCACGCGAUGUACCAGACGUGCAGAUCAUCGUUCUCGACGACCUCGAUCGCAACUUUAUAGCUUGGCUGGAACACUCUUUCACCCUUCAAGGCAUCCGUGUCGACGUGCUGCUUCUGUCCCCUCGUCUGUCCGAAGCUGCAGUCGUCCGUCGUCAAAUCCUUGAAGGUGUUCUCGCUGUCUCGCGCAUCACUCGCAUCAACCAACAAACGGCCAAGAUUCCCUUGCAGAUCUUCGACCGUCGCGCUGGUAUUGAGAAUGUUCGUUUCGAUGAGUAUGACAAUCUCGAUCCGACCAUUGCUGCUCAACUAGUCUUGCGCGCAAAGGCUGCUCCUGCCUAUGCUCCACCACAGCCUGUACCUGCUCCUGUGCAGUAUGGCUAUGGAGCUGGUGUUACUUCUGCCCCCAACCUAUCCAACCUAAUUACCUCUCUUGAUCCCACUGGUUUGCAAAAGCUUCUUGGUGUCAUGCAACCACCUGGCAUUCCAACUGGCCCGCACCCUGGCCUUCCUACCACAGCCUUGACACCAGACCUGGCCAAACUCCUAGGCAAUGCCGCUGCGGUACGCCCACCACCGCCUCCGUUGCCUUCACCAGGCAUCCCAACACCUGGCCUGCAAUCUCCACCUUCCUACGCUCAAAUGCCUCACCCUCACCAAGAUCCACUCGCCGCUCUGAGGAACAAUCCUGCAUUGGCCAAUCUUUUAGCCGCCCAACAGCAGCAACAAUCACCUCAGAACAUUGCUAUUCCUCAUCUGGGUGUGCAAACACCUGAUCUACGCUCGCCCAUUCAACCUCAACGACACAAUGCUUUACCUAGUCCCGGACAGCCUGACAUGGCAGAUAUUCUCGCCAAGCUAGGUUCUUAUAGGCGAUAG